CAAAGCUACAAAAGGGGGAAAACUGCGACUCUCCCGCAGCUUUCCGUCCCGGCAUCGGAGCUUCGCGUCAGAUUAUUUACACGUUUUAUCUCCCUUCGAUUCCCCGAUUCCAGUUCUAUGUUCGUAUUGCAGGAAUCUUGGCCGGGAGGGGCUGUUCUUGAUUUCAUUGAGUAUUUAUCUUUUUGGUUUAUGGCAUUGCAGUGCCUUGAGUUAGGACAGAUUUCAGAAAAUAACUCUUCUGACGCGGGUUCUGUUGAAGAAAUUGAUUCUCUGAAUCCAAGUUUUUGUAUUUCUAGUUCACUUUCCAAGUCUAAUAAGGCUGGGAAUCUACCGAAGAAAAACAAUUCACGGUUUUCUACGGCUGUAUUUGCUGCAAGGAAAUCUGUUAUAGCUAGUGAUUGCAGAGGAACUGGUGAUUAUCUUCCUAAUGGUUGUCGCUCAAUCAUCGACCUGCCUCCAGCUCUGGUUUCGGAGAUCCUGCACUGCCUUGACCCAAAAGACCUAGGAGUAGUUUGUUGCGUGUCAACGCUGCUUCAGAAUCUGGCUUCUGAUCAUCAUCGGUGGAAGGAAUUCUAUUGUGAGAGAUGGGGACUGCCAUUGGCUACAGCUGCUUCUCCUGGUUCAGGCCUACCAGGUGAAAAAACUUGGAAGGACUUAUUUGUGGAAAGGGAGCGCCGGAGCAAGUCGUUCAUGGGGCGGUUUAGCAUUGAUACUCUUCGUGGUCACACUGAGGCAGUUCGUGCGGUUUGUUUGCUGCAAUCUGCAAAGCUUGUAUUCACUGGAGGUUAUGAUUCUGUUAUCCGUAUAUGGGACAUGGUGGAAGGAUUAGCCCUAGCAGCUUCACAGCCUCUAGGCUGCACUAUUCGUGCUAUAGCCGUAGAUGCCGAGCUCUUGGUAGCUGGGGGCACAGAUGCUUUCAUACAAUGCUGGAAAGUAAUUGAGGGGAAUCCUCAUCUUUUUAACAUUGCAGGUUCCACUAUGAACCAGAAAUUUGAGAUUCGUCUCUGGGGCCAUCAUGGCCCUAUAACUUGCCUUGGUUUGGACUCUGCUAGAAUUUAUAGUGGCUCAUGGGAUAUGACCGUUAGAGUAUGGGACAGGGUUAACUUCAAGUGCAUCAGGACUUUGAGUCAUGGAGAUUGGGUGUGGGAUCUUGUACCUCGUGGUUCCACACUCGCGAGCUCUGCUGGCAGGGAUGUAUACAUCUGGGAUCCCAGUAAUGGAAAAUUGAUGGAUGCCAUUCAAAAUGCUCAUGUUGGUAAUACUUGCGCUCUUGCUCGAAGCUACUUGGGCGAUUUGUUGUUUACCGGCGGAGAAAACGGAGAUAUUAACAUGUUUGAGUUGGCUAAUAGCAAUGAUGAUAGUGAAAUUAAACCAUGUGCUACUUGGAAGCCACAUGAAAAUUCUGUUCAAUCACUUGCAUUUGAGUUCCCUUGGCUAGUUUCAUGUUCAAGUGAUGGAAGGUUAGCCUUGAUAGAUGUGAGGAAGCUAUUGAAAUCAGCUCAUUCUUUAGGUAGUAAAUAUUCAAGAGUCAAUCAGUCAUCCUCAAUUAAUUUGGAACCACCUCAAAGAAUGCUUCAUGGUUCUGGGAAUGGCUGGUUUUCUGUUGCUAUUGGUGCUGAUAGGAUUAUAUGUGGGGGAGAGGAGGGGACUCUCAGGCUCUGGGACUUCUCACAAGCUUUGGAAAUUGAGGAAAGGGUACAUGCAUUAAGAAGGAUUAGGUUGGAGCAUCGAAUGAGGCGGCGUAGGGUCCAAAUUGAGAUGAAUAGCAAAAGUGGACCAACUGAUCAGAUUCCAGGGGCGUUAAAGAAGAGCCAAAAAAAUGUCAACCGAAAUGCUUCUUGGCAUGUGAAAAGGCGAGACCAGAAAUCAAGAGGCUUUGGUAACUAAAUUUGCACUGCAAGAUCUACUUGACCAUUGCCUCAAUGUCCUUAAGGCUUAAAACUUCUGCUUCCUGAGGCACAUAUUUUCGUACUAAUCUCAUCUUGAUUUCAUUUGCUUGUUUUUGGAAACUCUGCUGCUCAAGAGGCUUAGUUUAAUUUGUAGCAGAGUUCAUUCAAAUCAUUCUUACAAAUGUUUAAGUUCUAGUAUAUAUUUUCCAUUUUACCCAA
Dendrobium catenatum is the source of this 2108-nucleotide messenger RNA. RefSeq names its product F-box/WD-40 repeat-containing protein At5g21040. Gene Ontology annotation, molecular function: protein binding. Bases 118 to 1887 code for a protein of 589 amino acids. NCBI's taxonomy places the organism in Eukaryota, Viridiplantae, Streptophyta, Magnoliopsida, Asparagales, Orchidaceae. Gene Ontology annotation, cellular component: preribosome, large subunit precursor. The record is from RefSeq and is a predicted model, not a curated record. The transcript has 2 exons.